AUGAUCGGAGGAUUGUUCAUCUACAACCACAAGGGGGAGGUCCUCAUUUCUCGGGUCUACCGAGAUGACAUAGGGCGCAACGCAGUGGACGCGUUCCGCGUGAACGUGAUCCAUGCGCGGCAGCAGGUCCGCUCGCCGGUGACCAACAUCGCCCGUACCAGCUUCUUCCACGUGAAGCGCUCCAACAUCUGGCUAGCGGCCGUCACCAAGCAAAAUGUCAACGCCGCCAUGGUCUUUGAGUUCCUGUACAAGAUGUGCGACGUCAUGACGGCCUACUUUGGCAAAAUCAGCGAGGAGAACAUCAAGAACAACUUUGUGCUUAUCUACGAGCUGCUCGACGAGAUUUUGGACUUUGGUUACCCUCAGAACUCAGAAACCGGGGCUUUGAAGACCUUCAUCACUCAGCAGGGCAUUAAGGGACAGCACCAGACAAAAGAGGAGCAGUCUCAAAUCACCAGCCAGGUGACGGGGCAAAUCGGCUGGCGUCGCGAGGGCAUCAAGUAUCGCCGCAAUGAACUCUUCCUGGACGUGUUGGAGAGCGUCAACCUGCUGAUGUCACCGCAAGGUCAGGUCCUGAGUGCCCACGUGUCCGGCCGAGUGGUGAUGAAAAGCUACCUGAGCGGCAUGCCCGAGUGCAAAUUCGGCAUGAACGACAAGAUCGUCAUCGACAAGCAGGGCAAAGGAGGUGCAUCUGACGAUGCCGGGAAAAGUGAUUUAGGGGGAGGAAGCGGGAAGCAGUCCAUCGCCAUCGACGACUGCACCUUCCACCAGUGCGUGCGCCUCAGCAAGUUCGACUCGGAGCGCAGCAUCAGCUUCAUCCCUCCGGAUGGAGAGUACGAGCUCAUGAGGUAUCGCACCACUAAGGACAUCAUCCUGCCAUUCCGCGUCAUCCCUCUGGUCCGCGAGGUUGGCCGCACUAAGCUGGAGGUGAAGGUGGUCAUCAAGUCUAACUUCAAGCCCUCACUUUUGGCCCAGAAGAUUGAGGUGCGCAUCCCGACGCCGCUCAACACCAGCGGUGUGCAGGUGAUUUGCAUGAAGGGAAAGGCCAAGUACAAGGCCAGCGAGAACGCCAUCGUGUGGAAGAUCAAACGCAUGGCCGGAAUGAAAGAGUCUCAAAUCAGUGCCGAGAUCGAGCUGUUGCCGACCAAUGACAAGAAGAAGUGGGCUCGACCCCCCAUCUCCAUGAACUUUGAGGUGCCGUUCGCCCCGUCCGGCCUGAAGGUGCGCUACCUGAAGGUGUUCGAGUCCAAGCUGAACUACAGUGACCACGACGUGAUCAAAUGGGUUCGUUACAUCGGCCGCUCGGGCAUCUACGAGACGCGCUGCUGA
Molecule: messenger RNA, 1329 nt
Organism: Nerophis lumbriciformis (worm pipefish)
Lineage: Eukaryota; Metazoa; Chordata; Actinopteri; Syngnathiformes; Syngnathidae
Source: RefSeq, a predicted model, not a curated record